GUAUUGAAAAUAAAUAUUUGGGUGAAAAAAAAAUAUGUCCGUUUGAAAAAGGUAUCACAAGAAAAGCUGCUAAAAUUGGUGACAUAGAAACAUUAAAACUAGCUUACGAGAAAACAACUAGAGACGCUGCUGCAAAGGGACAUUUUGAAUGUUUAAAAUAUGCACAUGAAAAUGGAUGUCCAUGGGAUGUAAGCACAGCGAUAUAUGCUGCAACAAAUGGGCAUUUAAAAUGUUUAAUUUAUGCACAUAAAAAUGGCUGUAGAUGGAAUAUAGAAACAAUAAUAAACGCUGCUUUGAAUGGACAUUAUGAAUGUUUAAAAUAUGCACAUGAAAAUGGUUGCCACUGGAUUAAAGAUAUAUCUAAAUAUGCUGUUAUAGGAGGUAAUUUAGAUUGUUUAAAAUAUGCACAUGAAAUUGGAUGUUCAUGGGAUGAAAGCAUAACGAUAGCAGCUGCAACAUAUGGGCGAGGUAAUUUAGAUUGUUUAAAAUUUGCUCACGAAAGUGGAUGUCCAUUAGAUGAUGGCAUAACUAUAGAGGCUACUGUAAGAGGUAAUCUAGACAUUUUAAAAUAUGCACAUAAAAAUGGAUGUCCAUUAGAUGAUAAGAUAACUACUGUGGCUAUUGAAAAAGGUUAUUUUGAAAUUUUAAAAUAUGUACAUAAAAAUGGAUUUCCAUGGCAUAAAAGAACAACAAAAGUAGCUGCAAGUUAUGGUAAUUUAGAAUUUUUAAAAUAUGCUCAUGAAAACGAUUGCAAAUGGUAUGAAGGUACAAUAGUUACAGCAGCCAUGAAUGAUAAUUUAGAAAUUUUAAAAUAUGCACAUAAAAAUGGAUGUUCAUGGGAUUAUGACACAACUAGAGCUUCUGCAGCAAGUGGUUGCUUGGACUGUUUAAAGUAUGCUCAUGAAAAGGAGUGUCCAUGGCAUGAAGCAACAUUAAAUACAGCUGCCGCGCAUGGUAAUUUAGAUUGCUUAAAAUAUGCAUAUGAACAUGGAUAUAAUUGGAUAGUUGGUACGACGAGAGGGGCUGCUGCAAAUGGACGUUUAGACUGCUUGAAAUAUGCUAUUGAAAAUGGUUGUGAAUGUGAUGAAGGCACAACAAGGGAAGCUGCUGCAAGUGGUUGUAUCGACUGUUUGAUAUUUGCUCAUAAAAAUGGAUAUAAAUGGGAUGUAGGAACAAAGAGCGCCGCUGCUGCAAAUGGUCAUUUAGACUGCCUAAAAUAUGUUCAUGAAAAUGGAUUUAAAUAA
Daktulosphaira vitifoliae (grape phylloxera) is the source of this 1244-nucleotide messenger RNA. RefSeq lists its product as uncharacterized. The annotation marks the transcript as partial. The transcript is spliced from 4 exons. Gene Ontology annotation, molecular function: protein binding. Lineage: Eukaryota; Metazoa; Arthropoda; Insecta; Hemiptera; Phylloxeridae. The record is from RefSeq and is a predicted model, not a curated record.